UUCAUCAGCAAGUAUAUUAGAAAAAAGAUAAAAUUUUAUUUGCAAAAUUGCAUGUGAGUUAAUCUCAUAAAGUAAAUCGAAUUUACAUUCUCAUUAAUAUAUAAUUAUAUAUAUAGUUAUAUACAAACACCUUUACCUAACAUUGAGUUAUAUAGUAUUUGUUAGUGAGCCGUUGGUCCGUCCAAAUUUCUACCAGUCUGCUAAGCCCUGAUGCGUGUCCUCUGCUUUACACGGCAACUCUCUCGCAACUGUAUCUCUCUUGUACCUAAAAUUCAAAGUCUCGUUGGCCAUUCACUUGACCGUUGCUUUACCCGCCACUUUUUCCUUCAAUCCGUGAGGUUCCAUUCUGCUGAAGAUGUUUAUCGUUGUAAUGUCAAGAUUGGAUCACUCUCUCGCGCUGGCAAGAUUGAAGCUGCCCGCCAACUGUUCGAUACAAUACCGAAUAGAGAUGUGGUUUCGUGGAAUGCGAUCAUAACUGGGUACUGGCAAAAUGGGUAUUUCGAGGAAGCGAAGAGGUUGUUCGAAUUGAUGCCCAUGAGAAAUGUUGUUUCUUGGAAUUCCAUGAUCGCGGGUUGUGUUGAGAAUGAUAGAAUAGAUGAGGCUUUUGAAUUUUUUGGGAUGAUGCCUGAGAGAAAUACUGCAUCAUGGAAUGCUAUGAUUUCGGGUUUUGUUAGGUGUGGUAAUAUUAAGGAAGCGAGUAGGCUCUUUGAAGUGAUGCCAUGGAAGAAUGUGAUUUCAUAUACCGCUAUGAUUGAUGGGUAUGCGCAGAAAGGGAAGAUUGAGCGUGCGAGAGCUUUAUUUGAUUGUAUGCCGUGUAAAAAUGCCGUUUCUUGGACCGUGAUGAUUAGUGGGUAUGUGGAGAAUGGGAGAUAUGGCGAGGCGAGGGAAUUGUUCGAUCAGAUGCCCGAUAAGAAUGUUGUUGCAAUGACAGCUAUGAUCACGGGUUAUAGUAAGGAGGGGAAGAUGGAAAAUGCGAGGAUUCUGUUUGAAGAAAUUCAUUGCAGGGACCGAGUGUCGUUUAAUGCGAUGAUAACAGGUUAUGCACAAAAUGGGAGCGGUGAGGAGGCAUUGAAGUUACACAUACAAAUGCUCAGGAGUGGCAUGCAACCAGAUCACUCCACCCUUGUUUCAGUUCUUACUGCUUGUUCUACUCUUGCAUCACUAGAAGAAGGAAGACAAACUCAUGUACUUGUUCUCAAAAAUGGGUUUGACUCGCAUGUAUCUGUAUGUAAUGCUUUGAUUACCAUGUACAGCAAAUGUGGUGGCAUCCUUGACUCUGAAUUGGCUUUUGGACAUCUUGACAGUCCAGACCUUGUUUCAUGGAACACCAUUAUCGCUGCUUUUGCACAGCAUGGCCUCUAUGAGAAAGCUAUUUAUUUCUUCAAACAGAUGGGCUGCAGUGGUUUUGAACCUGACGGGAUAACAUUCCUUAGUCUAUUAUCUGCUUGUGGUCAUGCUGGAAUGGUGAAUGAGAGUAUGUACUGGUUUGACUCAAUGAUCAAAAACUACAACAUCAUCCCUAGGAGUGAGCACUAUGCUUGCUUGGUUGGUAUUUUAGGUCGAGCAGGUCAGGUUGAGAAAGCCUACAAAAUGAUCCAAGAAAUGCCAUUUGAAGGUGACUCGGGGGUUUGGGGUGCCCUUCUUGCAGGCUGUCGUGUUUGUUUAAACGUAGAGCUAGGACAAUUAGCCGCUAAGAAGAUGGUAGAAUUGGAACCCAAGAAUUCUGGAGCUUACAUUAUGCUGUCUAAUAUUUAUGCUGCAGCUGGGAUGUGGAAGGAAGUUACUAGGGUGAGGAGCUUGAUGAAAGAGCAAGGAGUUAAGAAGCAACCUGCAUAUAGUUGGAUGGAGAUCGAGAAUAAAGUACAUUAUUUUUUGGGAGGGGAUACAUCUCAUCCAGAUAUUGAAGAGAUUCAAUUAGAGCUCAAGCGGAUCAACUUACAAAUGAAGUCCAUGGACAGAAUUGCUGAUAUUGUUUCGAAAUGGAGCUGUUUAAGUUGAAAUACAUCCUCAUU
Messenger RNA from Cornus florida, 2012 nucleotides. Its product is annotated as pentatricopeptide repeat-containing protein At4g02750-like. The transcript is spliced from 2 exons. The record is from RefSeq and is a predicted model, not a curated record. Gene Ontology annotation, molecular function: RNA binding; protein binding. The coding region runs from base 211 to 1998 and encodes 595 amino acids. Gene Ontology annotation, biological process: RNA modification. Lineage: Eukaryota; Viridiplantae; Streptophyta; Magnoliopsida; Cornales; Cornaceae.